UAACAACCCAUAAUUGAAGGCUGAAGACCAUAUAAAAAUGUAUAUACAUUAAAAGAAAGACCAUAUAAGAGUCAACUCACAACUUGCCAUCAUACAUACAUGUGAGUACACUUCUUAUUACUCUGUUUAUUCAUGGGUAACAUGGGAGGAGGACUCUUCCCCCUCCUUUCAUUGCAACCCCUCUCAUUCAUCAUCCUCUUCUUCAUCCUCUUUCUCUACAUAACACUCACCGAGUUUCGACGAGUCAAAAAGCUUGCCGGAUACCGUUCGAGCCCAGAUGACUUAGGUCUGGACUCGGGUUCGGGUCCGGCAACAUAUCCCCUUAUUGGGUGCUUAAUAUCCUUCUACAAGAACCGGUUCCGGCUUCUAGAUUGGUAUGCGGAGCUUCUGGCUCAGUCACCCACCAACACCAUCGUGGUCCACCGCUUAGGCGCGCGGAGAACCGUAGUCACCUCCAACCCUCAAAACGUGGAGCACAUUCUCAAGACAAACUUCCACAACUUUCCCAAAGGGAAGCCCUUCACGGACAUCCUCGGCGACUUCCUCGGCCACGGCAUCUUCAACGUGGACGGCGAACCGUGGCUCGCACAGCGCAAGCUCGCGAGCCACGUCUUCACCCCGCGGUCAGUCAGACAGUUCGUGACAACCACGCUGGAAGAAGAAGUGCGGGAGAACCUGCUGCCAGCGAUGGAGGUGCUGGCGGAGGAGGAGAGGGUGGUUGACUUGCAAGAACUCUUAGGGAGAUUCUCGUUCAGUGUGAUUUGCAGGUUCACGCUCGGGAGUGAUGUGUGUUGCUGUUUGGAUCCGAGUUCUCCGAUUUCACCGCUGACGAGGGCGUUUGAUGUGGCGGCGGAGGUGUCGGCGAGGCGUGGUGCGGCGCCGUUGUUUUUGGUUUGGAAGGUGAAGAGGUGGCUAGGAGUUGGGUCGGAGAGGAGGCUCAAGGAGGCGGUUGAGGAUGUUCAUAGGCUUGUCAUGAAAAUGAUUCAGGAGAGGAAGGUGGUUAAGAUGAAUGUAACAGGAGAUGGAGAUGAAGAUGAUGAUGAAGAUCUCUUGUCGAGGCUUAUUUCUGCAGGUCACGAGGAAGAGGUGAUCAGAGACAUGUUGAUAAGCUUCAUCAUGGCAGGGAGGGACACAACAUCCGCAGCCAUGACAUGGUUCUUCUGGUUACUGUCACGUUACCCUAACACAGAGAACGACCUAGUCAAAGAGAUAAAAAAAUUCAAACCAAAAGAGACAACAACACUGAACUACGAAUCACUGAAAGAAUUAACAUUCUUAAAAGCUUCCCUCAACGAGUGUAUGAGACUGUAUCCACCGGUUGCAUGGGAUUCCAAGCACGCCACGUGUGAUGACACACUGCCAGAUGGCACAAAGGUAUUGGCAGGAGAUAGAGUCACAUAUUUUCCUUAUGGGAUGGGGAGAAUGGAAACGUUGUGGGGGAAGGAUUGGUUUGAGUUUAGGCCUGAUCGAUGGUUUGUUGAAGAAGGGUUAGAGAAGAAUGAAGGAGGGAGAUUAAUAAUGCGUGAGGUUUGUCCAUUCAAGUUUCCAAUUUUUCAAGCUGGUCCAAGGGUUUGUCUUGGUAAGGAAAUGGCUUUUGUUCAAAUGAAGUAUGUUGUGGCUUCCAUUCUGAGCAGAUUUGAAAUUAGAGUUGUGAGUCCGGAGAAGCCUGUUUUUGUGCCGCUUCUCACGGCACACAUGGCCGGCGGCUUAAAGGUCUUGCUUUCCAAAAGGGAAUAAAUUAAAUUUGGUUAGUCAAUUGUUUUUUUGUCACAUUUGUCUAUUUACGUCUAAGAAAUCGUGUGACAGUUUCUUUCAACAAAUUUUUUUUUUUGGAUUUGAACCUCACAUUUAUAAGUAUUUAACUUUUUGCCAUUAAAUCAACAUCUUUUUGUUGGUGGGUUAGUCAAUUGUACUUUUCUUAUUAUAUAUACACUUCAACCCAUUAGAAAUAUUGGGAUGUUGGUAA
Messenger RNA from Lotus japonicus, 1966 nucleotides. Its product is annotated as cytochrome P450 94B3-like. The coding region runs from base 133 to 1737 and encodes 534 amino acids. The transcript has 2 exons. Lineage: Eukaryota; Viridiplantae; Streptophyta; Magnoliopsida; Fabales; Fabaceae. The record is from RefSeq and is a predicted model, not a curated record. Gene Ontology annotation, molecular function: monooxygenase activity; heme binding; oxidoreductase activity, acting on paired donors, with incorporation or reduction of molecular oxygen.